This is a messenger RNA of Trichoderma asperellum CBS 433.97, 735 nucleotides long. Lineage: Eukaryota; Fungi; Ascomycota; Sordariomycetes; Hypocreales; Hypocreaceae. The record is from RefSeq and is a predicted model, not a curated record.
GCCCGUGGAGAGUGCGGCUGAGCGCCGCUGUUCAGGCCGAGGAACGGAAAGGCAGGUAGCCAAGACGCCCUACGCGUCCAAGCAAUAGCAGCGAGACUAUCAGGAUAGCAUGUACAGUCUCAGCGUACAGUAUCGGUGCUUUGCUGUGAGCGUGCCGUGCUUCCUCUUUUGCCGGGAUCCCCCACAUACUGUACGCAUACAGCACAUACAAUACUAUCGGCCAUCAAGGGUGCUAUACUCGGCCUUGUUCGCAUCGCUCGUCUUGCUAGCGCAGGCCUGGCGCCGUCUUUCCAGAAGCUUGGCUCCAGCUCGAGACAAAGCGGCCAAGUCAGGGGACGGGGUUUGGGCUAAAAAUGCAAAUCGCAUGAUUGGCGUCGCGCUUUCAGCGAUCGGGUUACGGCCCUUGGACCGAUCGAGGCAAGGCCAGGCAGGCCUGCGACCGGCGCAAAGCCCCGUUGCAGAAUUCACGGGCCAAAGGCGGGACGCAGCGGCAUGGUGGUGGUAAUUUCAUCGCAGCCACCGUCGAGCUAAGGCUUUUCGGCGAAGUGACAGCUGCGGGCUGUGUCCGAGACCCCGACGAGGUUGUCGUGAACAAGGCGUUUGGUGUUUCUGCGGCUGCGGUUUCGGUUUUUCUCUCGGGUACCGUGUACAACCACCGGCAGUACCGCGGCUACCUAGUACGGCUAAAAGCUGAAGGCUAUGCUUUUGGCGACUCCGUCUUUCUUCCGGACAGAA